Messenger RNA from Coprinopsis cinerea okayama7#130, 726 nucleotides. RefSeq lists its product as hypothetical. Lineage: Eukaryota; Fungi; Basidiomycota; Agaricomycetes; Agaricales; Psathyrellaceae. The transcript has a single exon. The record is from RefSeq and is a predicted model, not a curated record. The coding region runs from base 1 to 726 and encodes 241 amino acids.
AUGGACGCUUUCGUGGCGAGCGACGUCGAUGAUAGCGAGCAUCGUAUCUUCACGGCCAGUAUAUCUCCUGGGAGUACCCCGGCGCGAAACACUCGUGGACAGACGCGAGGUCGCCUUCGUACACCGCCAUCGCCUCCCAAACCUCGGCCUAGAGGGCGUCACGCGAAGAAACCCAAACUGGUCGAGGUCCCUGUGAGCGAGCAACUCCCCCAGCGAUCUCCGUCACCCGACCCUUUCCUGGCGCCGCCGGGUACCACAGGGUUGAUGUCCACACCUGCCUCCUCGACGUCGGUUCAUGCACCGCCGUCUUUGGUGUCAGCGUCCAUGCCGACCACUAUCUCCUCGUCGUCGUCGCCUCAGGACCCGCCGUCUGUGUUCGCGUCCAUGGACACUGGGCUUCUAUCCACGGUCUCCUCGUCGUCGGUUUUAGCCCCGCCGUCUUCCAUCGCGCCUUCCUUCGCGUCCACUCUCUCCUCGGCAUCGUCGACUCAUGAACCGCCGUCUUCCUUCGCGUCCACUACCCUCCCCAGUUCGAGUUUUGUACCCUCGAUAGCUGCCCAGGCCACCUCGUCGACGUCUGCCACACCUACACAGUCGACCUUGGUUCAGCCCAACGGCGUCGCUCCCGCACCGUUGGCCGCCCCUUCUUCCGCAUCAGCUCUGGGCAGUAUUGGCGCCCGUGGUCUUCGCCUUCUUUCGCCAGCCCCCCUUCUCCGUCACCCGUGA